Messenger RNA from Dromiciops gliroides (monito del monte), 3750 nucleotides. It is a transcript of the gene ANKRD13A, whose product is annotated as ankyrin repeat domain 13A. NCBI's taxonomy places the organism in Eukaryota, Metazoa, Chordata, Mammalia, Microbiotheria, Microbiotheriidae. Gene Ontology annotation, cellular component: cytoplasm. Gene Ontology annotation, molecular function: protein binding. The record is from RefSeq and is a predicted model, not a curated record.
CCGGGAGCCGAGCUUCGCGCCGGGCCUGCAGUCCCCUUCGCCGCUCGGGGUCCCCCGGGGCCAGCCGGGGCCUCAGCAUGUCCUGCGGGGGGGACGGCCCCAGCAGCCAGUUCCCUCUGCACGCUCUGGUCUGGAACAAUGACUACCGGCAGCUGGAGAAGGAGCUGAACGGCCAGAACGUGGAAGCCCUGGAUCCCCGAGGUCGGACCUUAUUGCACCUCGCUGUUUCCUUGGGACACUUGGAGUCAGCUAGAGUCUUGCUCCGACAUAAAGCUGAUGUCACAAAAGAAAACCUACAAGGAUGGACAGUUUUACACGAGGCAGUGAGUACUGGAGACCCCGAGAUGGUGUAUACCAUCCUUCAGCAUCGAGAUUACCACAACACUUCGAUGGCACUGGAGGGUGUCCCAGAGCUGCUCCAGAAGAUCCUGGAGGCACCUGAUUUCUAUGUGCAGAUGAAAUGGGAAUUCACGAGUUGGGUGCCACUGGUUUCUAGGAUAUGUCCCAAUGACGUCUGUCGCAUUUGGAAAAGUGGGGCCAAACUGCGUGUCGAUAUCACAUUGUUGGGCUUUGAAAACAUGAGCUGGAUAAGAGGAAGACGUAGUUUUAUUUUUAAGGGCGAGGAUAGCUGGGCGGAGCUGAUGGAAAUUAACCAUGAUGACAAAGUUGUCACGACCGAGCAUUUCGAUCUCUCUCAAGAAAUGGAACGCCUAACGCUGGAUUCUAUGAAACCAAAAGGGAGGGAAGUAGAGAGGCGCCUCACGUCUCCGGUCAUCAAUACCAGCCUUGAGACCAAAAACAUUGCCUUUGAAAGAACUAAAUCCGGAUUCUGGGGCUGGAGGACAGAUAAAGCAGAAGUUGUUAAUGGUUACGAAGCAAAGGUGUACACAGUAAACAAUGUAAGUGUGAUAACCAAAAUACGGACAGAACAUUUGACAGAGGAAGAAAAAAAGAGAUAUAAAGCAGGAAGAGACCCAUUAGAAAUCUUGCUGGGGACUGUGGAACACCAGUUUGGUGCUCAAGGGGACCUCACUACUGAGUGUGCAACAGCAAAUAACCCCACGGCCAUCACACCCGAGGAGUACUUCAAUGAAGACUUUGACUUGAAAGACCGAGACAUAGGACGUCCAAAGGAACUUACGAUCAGAACCCAAAAGUUUAAAGCCAUGCUUUGGAUGUGUGAAGAGUUCCCCUUGUCUCUGGUGGAGCAGGUCAUUCCCAUCAUUGACCUGAUGGCCAGAACCAGCCAUUUUGCUAGGCUGAGAGAUUUCAUCCGGCUUGAGUUCCCGCCUGGGUUUCCUGUCAAAAUUGGUACAAAUCCAUUGUUUCAUGUCUUGAAUGCACGGAUUACAUUUGGAAAUGUUAAUGGCUGCAGCACAGCUGAGGAGCCUGUCUCACAAAACAUGAAUGGGGGACAUGCUGACCCAGCUUCCUUGAUCUCUAACUUUGAGGUGGAUCAGUCUGUGUUUGAAGUCCCCGAAUCUUACCACGUCCAAGAUAACGGCAGAAACAUGCACUUACAAGAUGAAGAUUAUGAAAUCAUGCAGUUCGCCAUUCAGCAGAGCUUGUUGGAAUCCAGCAGGAGUCAGGAUGUUCCGGGGCUGCCUUCAAAUGGGGGACUCACCAGUGCACAUGUCUAUGACUCGCAGUAUGAAAGGGCCAUUCAGGAGAGUCUGCUCACUAGCUCCAAUGGUUUCCGACCCAGUGGCUUGGAGGAGGCAAGGAAUUUUGACACUGAUUUGCAGCUCGCCAUGGAAUUGUCUGCCAAAGAGCUGGAGGAGCAGGAGCUGCGGCUCCAGGAGGAGGAGGCCGAGCUGCAGCAGGUCUUACAGCUGUCUCUCACCGAGAAGUAGACCCCCUCCUGCCCCCUCCAGCAGCUGGGGCCCUGUUCCGUGGCCCAUGGCCUGUGCCUGGGCCCAGAUCUCCAGGAAGCCAGCUGCUGCAGCCACCUCCUUGCUGGUGUGCUCAGAGGUGUUGUUUCCAGUGGGCCAUUGUCCGAGGGGGUGGUGGGGCAGAGCUGCCCCAUGUCCGGCGUCUCCAGACUCAUCCCCUUGGCCGCCAUAAGCCGGUGAUGGCUCACAGCUCUCCACUAAAAUCGAACCCAACCAAAAACUCUGCCAAGGUUCAUAGGCUCCUGUUUAUUAAGGAAGGAUGAAAAAAUACUCCUACUGUCAAGGUGCUUUUAUAUAUGUGUGUGUGUACUUGUACGCACACAUAUGUGUGCUUGUACAUGAUACACACACCUGCACACAGCAUUAUCACGUCAAAGCAGAAUAUGCUUUGUGAGGAUUUGAAAGAAACUUCUCCUGGCUCACAAAGAAAUUGGGUCCAUGCAGAUCUCCUUUUUUUUUUUUUUUAUGGCAUUCCAAACCACCUUGAAGUGGGAUUUCUGGGUCUUCCUGGAUGCUUGCUCUGCCCACACACCUGGCUGAUGUUGGAGAGGAAAAAAUGUGCAGCAUCCCUUCACAUUCCGGUUUGGAGCUGUGUGUGACUGUGACGGCGGCCUUCCCCUCCCACGGUCUGCUCAUCUGCUCUGGAUGGGGGGAAAGCUGAGCUGGGAAAGGCAAUUCCCCUCAGAGUGGCAGCUCCUCCAGCCCAGGGCAUCACCAUGGGGUCAGCAUGUCCCCUAACCCCUUGCCCCUGAUGGGGCACCCCCUAGGAAUCUAGCUUUGGCAGUUCACCUGCUGCAUAUGGAGAUGAAGGCGGCCUGAAACCCCAAUAAGAAAGUGUCCUCGGAACGUGCUGUCUCCAGGGAAGGGAACUUACACCAAAGUUCAUCAAGAAGUUCCAGCUGGGCCACAUUCUUAAGGGAAAAGAAUGGGAUUCUAACGAGAAGGUUCACUGUUGCUGCCCAGUGGCUCUCAAGCAGCCCAAAGGGAAAGUUCUCAUGGCUUUUUACAGUUCAAUCAACAUCUUUCUGGCUAUAUAUUUUUUUAAGAGACUCUUUUAUUACUUUUGAAAAAAUAAAAAAAAUCUACCCCCACCAGGUAGCAAUACAAGUAUAUAUUUUAACCAGGUUUUCUCAGGCCUUUUUUAAAUACCUUUAGCUAUUUAACUAUUUUGUCUAGCCUGUCUGUACAUACCCACCUUACCAGACGUAGAGCACUGUUGAAUAGAAGCGACUACACUCCACACUGUAGGCCACAAUAGUUGUUUCUGUGUGGCUGCCUUUCAGCAUUGAUACUUGAUGGGCCAUCUCAGCCCCUUGUGUAGACUUGGCUGCCAUUCUGUGAAGUGGCCUGGGAGGUGGAGGGGCAAGGGGUGGCUUGGGAAAUCUCAGGAUCCUCCCAUCAGGGUUGCCGGUAAGAUGUUUCUAGUCACAGAGAACGAUGUUUUUUAAUGCCUUAUAGUCACCUACCUUCUUAUGUAACUGUCUGAUUUAAAAUUCCUUCUAUGCACAACAAGGCCAGUAGAGGCUACAAUGCAUUUAUCUCCAACUAUGCAGCUUAUUAGUGUUUUUUGCAAACCGGACUUUUAACUUUCAUGGAGUAGUUUGUUGGGAAUUGUUGGCGAAUGGAUGAAGGCACUGGUUCACAGAAGUGAAUCACUGUCAGACUUGCCUGCUUGUUUAAGGUUACCUUGCUGCCUGUUGUAGAGGGAGGGCCUCUGGAUCCUCUCCCUGUUGUCAGCCCAGUUUAGAGGGACUGUCCAGCCCUGUGUUUCUUACAUCACUGUGUACCAGAGAUUUAUUCAUGUGUAUGUGUGUGCGCUACUCCCUUUUAACUGCAAAUAAAACACUGCUUCCUUGGA